AUGGCUAAGCUUAUCACAGCUGUGGCAAUCUAUCUGUGGGGUUUUCAGGCCGUCUCAGCUGCCUGCACCAAUCCGACACAGCGAAAGCCAUGGAACGUUUUGAGCAUCGCUGAGAAGGCUGAGUACAUCAACUCAACACUUUGCCUGAUGGACCCAGCACAAGCACCAUCGAAAACACAAUAUGCUGGUUCCAGAACCCGCUGGGACGAGCUUCAGGUCGCCCAAAUAGCUCAGGUCCAGUUCAUUCAUGGCGUUGGUGCAUUCCUCCCGUGGCAUCGUUGGUUCAUGACGGUUCAUGAGAACCUACUUCGGCAAGAGUGUGGUUACAAAGGUCCAAUCCCUUACUGGAAUGAACAAGAAGACCAGGCUGCUGGACCUCUUACAGCUGCUAGUAUCUGGGGAACAGAUCCUGCGGCCUCCUUCGGAACCGGUCUUACGCACCAAGAUGGAUGUAUUGCCGACGGCCCGUUUACAGGUGUUCGAUACGAUGUAAACAUUCAGCUUGAACGGGGCGCUGAGAAAUGCCUGGCCUAUGACUUGAAACAAGCACAAUUCGAUCUUGUUUCUCAAGAAAUCGUCGACGCCUGUUACUCUCUUAACAGUUACGAGGACUUCAACAACUGUCUCGGUGGUACACCUCAUACCUCUGGACACUAUGCUAUUGGCGGUACCAUGGAUGAUGUCUCUCUCUCCCCUGCUGAUCCUCUGUUCUUUAUGCAUCACACCAAUCUGGACCGUCUUUGGUGGCAAUGGCAGAGCAAAGACGUUUCCCGCCUCACUGAUAUUGGUGGAAGGAAUGUUGCUGUUGGUGGUCUUCUCGUGCAGGCCCAGCCAAAGAGUUUGCCUGUAGAGGCGUUUGCACCGUUCUUUGAGGACGGUGGCAACGUAACGACUCUGGGUCACAUUAUGUGGAUGGCGGGCACUGCUGACAACAUUACUAUUGGGGAGGUCAUGGAUAUAAAUAGCGAUGCGAUUUGUGUUGAGUACCUAUAA
Colletotrichum higginsianum IMI 349063 is the source of this 993-nucleotide messenger RNA. RefSeq names its product Amino acid transporter. Bases 1 to 993 code for a protein of 330 amino acids. Gene Ontology annotation, molecular function: oxidoreductase activity. NCBI's taxonomy places the organism in Eukaryota, Fungi, Ascomycota, Sordariomycetes, Glomerellales, Glomerellaceae. The record is from RefSeq and is a predicted model, not a curated record. The transcript has 5 exons.